AUGCUCCCAGAUGACGAAAAAGAAUCAUCCAUGCCUCCUCCCGACCCCGGAUUCAGGGAGGAGUUUUGCCUUCAGGAAGAGCACCGAGACUUUAACUUCCACAUCGAUACCUGCACCGCCUUCGCCGACCUUUCCUCCACCCUUCCGCCGUCACCCCUAAGCAUCUUGAAAAUGGUGUCCUUCACCGCUGCCGUGCUUCUCGCCGCUGGCGCUCUCGCCACGCCGCUCGAGAACCAACCCCGCCAGGCUAACUGCCCGUCCAUCCACAUCUUCGGUGCUCGAGAGACCACCGUUCCUCCCGGCAUGGGCACUGCGGGCGGUAUCGUCCAGUCGAUCGUCCAGGCUCACCCCGGCGCUACCUCCGAGGCUAUCGACUACCCCGCGUGCGGUGGUCAGAGCAACUGCGGUGGUGUCCAGUACGGCGAUUCGGUCAAGGCCGGCACUGCCGCGGCUGCCAAGGCCGUCAACGACUUCAACGCCAGGUGCCCCGACACCCAGAUCGUUCUCAUUGGCUACUCUCAGGGUGGUCAAAUUUUCGAUAACGCCAUCUGCGGAGGCGGUGACUCCAACUCGGGCAUCUCGGAUACCUCUAUUCCCAUUUCAGAGGCUGCCCAAAAGAUGGUCAAGGCUGCUAUCUUCUGCGGUGACCCGCGUCAUAUCGCCGGCCUCGCCUACGCCGUCGGCACUUGCCAGGCUUCUGGGUUUGCUCCCCGACCUAGUGGUUUCGUGUGCCCGCACGCGGACAAGGUUCAGCUCUACUGCGAUUCUACUGACCCUUACUGCUGCAAUGGAAACGACGCCAACAGCCACCAGCAGUAUGGUAACAAGUACGGCAGCCAGAUCCUCUCCUUUGUUAAUGCCAGGCUCACAUAA
Molecule: messenger RNA, 873 nt
Organism: Parascedosporium putredinis
Lineage: Eukaryota; Fungi; Ascomycota; Sordariomycetes; Microascales; Microascaceae
Source: the annotation of a GenBank genome assembly